Messenger RNA from Pocillopora damicornis (cauliflower coral), 2356 nucleotides. RefSeq lists its product as uncharacterized. The record is from RefSeq and is a predicted model, not a curated record. Lineage: Eukaryota; Metazoa; Cnidaria; Anthozoa; Scleractinia; Pocilloporidae.
ACCCCUCACAGACCUCUCCCUAGCUCUCCUCGCUAAACGCUCUUUCCAGCGAUCAAAGAAAUGCCGGUUCCGAUAAAUUUGCCGAUGCAAUGCUCUUACAUUGUGUGCAUCUAACGCGUGGAGAAGUGGGGAAGGAGGCUAAUUCUCUGAUUUGAGUCAAACAUUGUGUCAAACGUUGUUCAUAUUUUCUUUUCCUUUUAUUUUCACAGGCAGUAACCAGAGAUGAUGUUUCGUAAAGUACAGAAGCUGUUCUUACUUUCCCUGUUUGUUUUAAUAGCAAUUAUUGUCCGUGAAUUUUUUAAACUUGAAUUCUUACGCCUCGUGAAACUAGCCGACUUUAGCCAAGAUCAGUUAACACAUGAUCAGUUACCACUUGAUCGAUUAACAGCUGAUAGAUUAUCACGUUCAUCAAGUGACCGUGAAAGUUUUUUCACUGACUGGUGCCGACUUCAGCGGUCGAGUGUGGACUGGGAAGUAUUGUCGGGAAGCUGUCAUGACAAAAUGGCUUGGACACAGCGUGAGUCCUCUUCAAAAAACAGAACAGACCCUGAUAAGAGUUUUAUCUUAAAGAAGGAAGUAAAAGCUCAAGGCGAAUUUAGUCGCUUCUUUAUCCAGUCCGUGACCAAAAGUGGCCAACUUAAGGAGACUGGGGGAGAUUCGUGGAGAGUUCACAUCAGACAAGGUCCAGCAUCCUUAACACCGAUCGUGGUCGACCAUAAUGAUGGAACAUACGAGGUUCUGUUUCUUGCACUGGAGCCUGGGAAUUACUCGGUCCAGGCUAUUCUGGAUUUCACGCUUUGCGAUGGCUUUAGAGAUCCACCGGAGGAUUGGUACAUAAAAGGUGACAUUCAAGGCCACAAACAGGAGACUGGUAUCCUGGGAGAUAUUGACCAUGAUUUUAUUGAAGCACCGCUUCAAAGUGGAAAGCCGAUCAAGUUUUAUAUCAAAGAGUGCAAUAAAACAAAAGGUUUCUUCAAGUACAUCCAGCCAUUUCUAAGUCAAUCAAGUAAAGAAAGUUUCUCCCAGUCGUCUUGUGACUUUAAUUGCUCCUUGGUGUGGAAUGGCUUUGGGCGAUGGGUCAACAGCAUUUGGAAACAAUACAUGCCUGAAGAGAUGCAAAAGGCACAAUAUGCGGAAAAACGUCUUAAGAGAAAAUUAGACGAUCUAAUGUUUUAUGGGGAUUCCACAAACGUGCAUUUCCAUUCUCUUGCAAUGAGAAGUCAGCUUUGUAAGAAAAUGUUUCAUACCUGCGGGAAGAAGUACAUGUGGACUUAUGAUGUCUCCUGGAAAGGAAGCGAUGAUAGAGAUUUCAACCAGACUAUUGUCUUUGAGGAGAUCCAAAAAGUCUUGGACAGCCUUAACAUGACAGGGAAUCAAAGCGUUUUCUUUUUUAACGUCGGUAUACAUUACUCACUAUCGCUGAACUUUUCAGCUUACCAAAUGCUGAUUGAUAGCAUUAUCGAGAUACUAAGGAGAGACACUGGUACUGAGAAUGAAGGCGCGUUGAGUAGCCGGGCACUUUCCAUUUGGCGAAGUAACGCGGCUGUAGAGGUGGAGCGUUUUAAAGACUGUUUCCCGCAAGUGAACUAUACCGAAUGGAGAUUCUUUACCAAUCAGAGGAAUCAGCUGUUCCAUACUUAUGCUACAGACGCUAUGUGUAAGGCAGGAAUCCCUGUUCUUGAUAUUUACCCGUUGACCACUGCUUGGCCUGAAGGCACCCGUGAUUCCAUGCACUACAUUGAUAAACCAUUGGAGCCUGCAAUUAGAGCUUUGGAGCGAUUUCUUACUGAAGUAUCACUGAGAUAACGGAGUUCUUCAGUGACGCCUUACAGACCGUGAGAAAGAGAGGAUCAUACUGUUACCUUCUAUAAGAGAGGAUCACUGCUUUAGUUAAGCCAUAACUCUCUUGUUAAGAUGUUUCUUUGCCUUUUGAUUAAUACAAAUAGAUUACGUUUUUAUCAACUCAAAGGGCGUUUUCCCACAGUUGCACAAUAGCUUGUGGAUCUUUCCUCGCAUUCAAGUCAUCUUAGUCCAAUAAUAAUCAUCAUCUUUUCCCUAAUGCAUUAAAGCCGUUCAUUUUCAAGCAAUAUUCUCGAAUACAAUGUUGAGGUUUGCCCAGGAACUGGCAUAGACAUUUCAUACCUGUUAGCCUUAGCUUGCUUAAAAAGUCAUCUCGAUACGACUCCUUAUUGUGUCCUUAGUAAGCGACAGGGCCUCUAUUAACAUGAUAUAGUUGUCUCCUAACCAAAAUCACGUGCAAGUAGUUUCAUCUUUAAUUUGUUAGGUGACCAUUGUUGGACUUCUGUGGAAUGUUCAGCUGUCUUCUAUAACAUAUGCUGCACAAGCCAACACAUUU